CAAACAAGUCACCCAAAAGUAAUACAUAGAGACGACACCUCAGAAAUGGCUUCCGCACUGUGUUGCAGAGCAAGAUCAGUUUCUUCGCCCAUUCUCUCCUCCGCCAGGAUACGACGUCGUUUGCCUUUGGUGGGUGCGUUUUGUGUGAUCAGCUUGGGCCUCUCCAAUCUCUGCCCUUCUCUCUCCUUCAAAACGGGCUGCGCUCAGUCUCUCCCCUUUGUCCCUCUCUUCAAAUCGAAAUUUAGUAGCCAAUCACAGGCUAAGAGCUCCGGUUCUAUCAGAAUGGCAAGUGAAAGCAACACUGUUCCCAGCAUCGUCGUUUACGUCACAGUCCCCAACAAAGAAGAAGGAAAAAAGUUGGCUGAAAGCUUAGUGAGAGAGAAGCUUGCAGCAUGUGUUAACCGUGUUCCAGGUAUUGAAUCGGUCUACCAGUGGCAAGGAGAGGUCCAGACAGAUGCUGAGGAGCUUCUUAUAAUUAAGACUAGAGAGUCCCUUUUGGAAGCUUUGAAAGAGCAUGUCAAGGCGAACCAUCCAUACGAUGUCCCGGAAGUCAUCGCCUUGCCAAUCACGGGGGGAAGCACUGCUUACCUAGAAUGGCUCAAAAACAGCACGAGGGACUGAACUUAUCAAGCUAAUAUAGUACAAGCGCAUAAAAUCGUACAAUGGCCCGUGGAUUUGGGAGUUUUCUGCCGAUAUCUUCUCUCUAACUAUCUGCUGUGUGUGUGGAUGUGUCUGUGCGUGUUGGAAACAUCUUAAAUAAAAGUUUGCAUUCCAACUUUGAUGCGAGAAAGAGUAAUUAUAA
Morus notabilis is the source of this 802-nucleotide messenger RNA. Its product is annotated as protein CutA, chloroplastic. NCBI's taxonomy places the organism in Eukaryota, Viridiplantae, Streptophyta, Magnoliopsida, Rosales, Moraceae. Bases 46 to 621 code for a protein of 191 amino acids. Gene Ontology annotation, biological process: response to metal ion. The record is from RefSeq and is a predicted model, not a curated record. Gene Ontology annotation, molecular function: copper ion binding. The transcript is spliced from 6 exons.